GGUCCGGAACAGAGUCCGACAGCGAUGAAUCCGUCCCGGAGCUGGAAGAGCAAGACUCCACACAGGCCACGACACAGCAGGCACAGGUAGGGAGGUGGCUCGGGGCAGGAGCCCAGCCUGAUGAAGAACCCGUUAGCAAAGCAAAACAGAGCCGGAGCGAGAAGAAAGCACGGAAGGCAAUGUCUAAGCUGGGCCUUCGCCAGGUGACAGGAGUAACCAGAGUCACCAUCCGGAAAUCCAAGAACAUCCUCUUUGUUAUCACAAAGCCAGACGUGUACAAGAGUCCUGCUUCAGACACCUACAUAGUCUUUGGGGAAGCAAAGAUCGAGGACCUGUCCCAACAGGCCCAGUUGGCGGCUGCUGAGAAGUUCAAAGUGCAGGGAGAGGCCGUUUCAAACAUCCAGGAGAACACACAGACCCCCACGGUGCAGGAGGAGAGUGAGGAGGAAGAGGUUGACGAAACCGGCGUCGAGGUGAAAGACAUCGAGCUGGUGAUGUCCCAGGCGAACGUGUCCCGAGCAAAGGCCGUCCGUGCCCUCAAGAACAACAGUAACGACAUUGUAAAUGCCAUCAUG
Molecule: messenger RNA, 575 nt
Organism: Nestor notabilis (Kea)
Lineage: Eukaryota; Metazoa; Chordata; Aves; Psittaciformes; Psittacidae
Product: nascent polypeptide-associated complex subunit alpha
Exons: 5
Biological process (GO): protein targeting to membrane
Cellular component (GO): nascent polypeptide-associated complex; cytoplasm
Source: RefSeq, a predicted model, not a curated record